Molecule: messenger RNA, 462 nt
Organism: Puntigrus tetrazona (Sumatra barb)
Lineage: Eukaryota; Metazoa; Chordata; Actinopteri; Cypriniformes; Cyprinidae
Product: cytidine deaminase-like
Exons: 4
Coding region: 1-462 (153 amino acids)
Cellular component (GO): cytosol
Molecular function (GO): cytidine deaminase activity; zinc ion binding
Source: RefSeq, a predicted model, not a curated record
AUGAAUCGCUAUAACCCGAAAGAGCUCGUUCGGAAAUCUCAGGAAGCCAAAGAACAGGCGUAUUGCCCCUACAGCAAGUUCAGAGUUGGAGCAGCUGUCUUAACAAGCGAUGGAAAAGUGUUCACAGUCUACAGUACUGUUUUCUUAACAGGUUGUAACGUAGAGAACGCCAGCUAUCCUCUUGGACUGUGUGCUGAGAGGACUGCCAUCUCUAAAGCUGUGUCUGAGGGAUACACCGGCUUCAAAGCCAUCGCAAUUGCCAGCGACCUCAAGGAUAGCUUUAUUUCUCCAUGUGGAGCCUGCAGGCAGUUCAUGAGAGAGUUCGGCUCACAGUGGGAAGUUUAUAUGUCAAAAUCUGAUGGAUCUCACGAGCUGAUGACAGUGGAGGAGCUCCUGCCGCGUUCAUUUGGCCCUGAUGACCUGAAAAUCGGAAAAGACCCUGUUGGCAAUUCGAAAAUGUAA